AUGUUCAUAGAAUAUGCCGCGAAAGGCCGCAGUACUCGGGAAAAGGAACUCAUCGACUCGCGGGCCAGAGCGCAUGCUGCGAAACACGCAUGGUCGUCGAAGCUACGAGGAUCGCGGCGGUCUACGGGUGCUCCACGACGGGCAGACAGGACUGGUGAAGCUGAGUCUCAGAAAUCAGAAAGUUCGACUACUACACCGGCUGCAACGCCCAGCGGGACGAUCAUCCCCAUCCGCGCAGAUCAAUCGCCUCAGCAGGCACUCUCCCAGAUCUCCCGAUCGGAAGUUUCUCUCACCCCAGAAGAGAACUGGCAAUUCGCACAGGCCUUAUUUGGAGCGGUUCCUGCUCCAGUCAACUCAUAUCCAGUACCUCUUGACAACAACAAGAUUCGUUCAAUCGAGUACUUUCCAAAGUUGUGGUCGCGAUGGGCCGCAGAUGUCAUACCCAAUCACGAAGACCGCGAAGCAGCUACACAAGUCGCAGUAAGGAGUAUCGUCCAGCGCUGCCUGACUGACGAGCUUCAUAUGAACGCAUUCAUGUCCUACGUCCUGCAGCGAGCGCCCAAUGUCGACGCGACGAAAGUUACGCUGACUCAGAACGCUGUCAAGGCUCUUGUGGAGCUCCGGGCGCGCAUUGAGGGAGGAAUGGCUACUUUGGAGGAGGUCGUGUGGCCCAUCAUAUUCCUGGCGCACUAUGAGCUUUUCGGCUCGCAAACAGUAUGGGCAGGCCGGGCUCAUCUGAAAGCAAUCGUCGAAUUAGGUGGUAUGGAGUAUCUAGAUGAGGUCACCAAGGUCUAUCUGCGGCGACUGGACAGGGGCUGGUGGUCUGACUAUCCGUCGAUCUUCACGAAGCCGAGUUCUCCGCGUCCUGCGUGGGAGCCAUUGAUAUCUGGCAAUGUGACGGACAGUGCUGGUAUUGGUUUUCUGGACCAUGCUGACAUCUUGGGCACAACGCUCACAAGACUGCUGCCCCUCGUGAUCGACGCCGUCCGUGCCGGUAUUCUUUGCAAAGAGCUCUGGGCACAGGGAUCCGAAGAUUCGGUCAUGCAGAACAAAGUCAUUCGCAGAUGUCAGGACCUGAUGGAUACCCUCCGGGAACAGCUGCCCGCCAACUCCGAGAGGACAGCAUGCAUCUAUCCUUCGAUGAUCUGGCUGCAGUAUAUGACUUGGGCCAUGAGAGAUCUCCUGACGAAAGCAAGCUCAGCUGUGGCAGCUUACCGGAACAUCACCAGCCACGCGCACCCGAACUUGCUGCGAUGCGUCGAACAAAGUUCCCAAUGCUAUGAACUGCUAUUGUGGGCAGCUAUGGUGGGGAUCACAACUGCCUCCGACGUGAACGACAGGGUCAGAUAUGCACGACGAGCACUAAUCCUAGCAAGUGUCGCUGAUGUCUUUGAUCUGAAAAGCUGUCUACAGAAGUUCGUUUGGUUCGAAGAGUGCCCCAUCAUCGACUGGGAGUUGAUAUGUGCUGCAUGUGAUGAGGCGGUCAGGUCGGAUAGCACUUUGGCAACAAGUUGGUGGCUAGCAACUCGGGCAGUCCUUAUGUCGACUCCGAGUCCUGCUAUCGCGCUGCUCGAGCCUGGGUGA
Cyphellophora attinorum is the source of this 1584-nucleotide messenger RNA. RefSeq lists its product as uncharacterized. Lineage: Eukaryota; Fungi; Ascomycota; Eurotiomycetes; Chaetothyriales; Cyphellophoraceae. The coding region runs from base 1 to 1584 and encodes 527 amino acids. The transcript has a single exon. The record is from RefSeq and is a predicted model, not a curated record.